Molecule: messenger RNA, 817 nt
Organism: Paraphaeosphaeria sporulosa
Lineage: Eukaryota; Fungi; Ascomycota; Dothideomycetes; Pleosporales; Didymosphaeriaceae
Exons: 3
Coding region: 225-731 (168 amino acids)
Source: RefSeq, a predicted model, not a curated record
UAUGAGAUCGGAGAACGGAUCAUCAGUUCGUAUCCAUUCCCGGAUGGCGGGGUGUUCGUGGAGGCGAAAAUCGUUGCGGAUGGUAGACGGUUUAACCUUCAAUUCUGACUGCAACCAUCACGCCAUGCAGCAAGCCUAUCGGGUGCGUCAUCUACUCUGUACGGGCCGCAAGCCAUAAACACCUGGCGUACGGGCGGCGUCCCUCCACAAGCCUUGCCUUUGGGAUGGUCAGAGCUCUCGGGCCCCAUGCAUCGAUCUCCCGAUGCACGUGCAACAAGUGGAUGCCGACUGUCCCGCACCCGCGUUGGCUGCGUUAUUGCAACUCCUUCUCCGCAGCCUCCAGCCAGCCACGUCUCCGGCGUGGCUGCAGCUCCAUCGGAAGUAAUUUACCGAACGCGAACGCGAAGUGCAAAUAUGCAAUUGUUCGAACUGACCUCGCCCAUCAAGCGCCGAAGGUGCCAGAUGCUCCGCGUUCAAAAUGUAAUGUUUGCUGCCGAUCAAUAACCGAUGCUACUGAUUUUUGCCCAAUGUGUUUACUGAUCAUAGCAUUGAUAGAUCUGUCACGAGGACCAUUCAUGCCUGCCGACGCCACAUCAGUGCAGGACCCUCCGUGGUCCAGGCCUCCCAAUGAAUCCAUACUUGCAGGUUUACAAUAUUUGCGCAGGACCUGCCAGCCCCGCAAACUCAAAUUUCCAAAGCCGAUAUCGAUGGCCCGAAAUAUGUCUUCUUGAAUAGUUGCCUUUCUGCAAAUACUGUUUCCACAUCAUAAGAUCACUACCAGUAAUCUUGUCUUCGCUUAAAGUCGACCUGCAAUCCC